This is a messenger RNA of Prunus avium (sweet cherry), 453 nucleotides long. RefSeq lists its product as uncharacterized. The record is from RefSeq and is a predicted model, not a curated record. NCBI's taxonomy places the organism in Eukaryota, Viridiplantae, Streptophyta, Magnoliopsida, Rosales, Rosaceae.
GGCACCGAUUCUCUCUGCUGCAUUGCAUUUGCAAAUUGCAUGCAUGCAUGCAUGCAUGGAUCCUUUCCCAACGGUUGUACCUCUACCCAGAGAGACACCAUGAACAUUAUAUAUAUACCAUACGAUACCCCAUACACCACCAUCACCAUUUCCGUUGUUUGAUAUUAUUUAAAAACAAGUUCGGUGUUUGUGCGAGGGUGUGCUUUGUUGUUUUCAACACAUAACACAUUUGAAGAAGAUGGAUCAAGGCACUGCUACAGUUUUGCUGUUUUUGGUGGUGGUUGCCAUCAUCUUCUUUCUGCCUUUGGCGAUGGGUCCUGUUCAUCCGCCCUCCUUUCCUGUGCUCCUGGUCUUCCCUGUUGUUCUAGGAGCAAUCUGGGCAUUCCUCAAUCAUGCAACCAAGUGAUGUCAAUGUUCUUCUUCUUCUUCCUCCUCUGAGUACUAUAUUAAUAU